UAAUUAAUUUAAGCAAUAUCUAUCAAGGAUAACUCUUUACUCCGCUUUUAUACAUUGAUGUUCGAAUAAUAACAAGGUCUGUUUUACUGGAAGAAUAUACACAUGAUUAAUAUUUUUUGUGAAAGGUUUAUCUUUAAACUAGAUCUGAAAUUAUUUUGCCCACCUUUCCCAUGUGUAUGGCGACAUUAGUAAUUUGUUUGAGGAAUGGCCAAUUUUUGACACACUGUCCAUUCAGUGCAAGGUUUGAUGAGCAGCUCAUUUUAUGCUAAUUCGCUUAGCGUUAUUUUGUCCUAGGAAAUAUUUCGAAUGACGUUAAAACGUAUUCACCCGCAAUGUAUUUUAUUAAAGACUAUUUCAAGAUUUAGAAUAUAUUGUGCACGAUUUAAAAUCGUGUAAUACGUAUAAAUGACUGCACCACACGAUUGUAUGCCUGAAAUUUAAAAUUACUUUAAAAUUACUCAUACUACGUGCACUUUGAAUUUACAGAAAACGUGCAAUGCCUUGGGCGACAUUAGCAGUCCGACCUAAUUAGGCUACAUUGUCUUCUAGAAAUCUUAGACCACUUUGAAAAUAACAUUGUAACGUGCGAAAGUAGCUUAUAUAAUAAACUCGACAAAAUUUUCCAUAUGCAUUCAUUUGCGAAUUUUACCAUGCACAAGUCACUUGUAAAAUAUUUCGUCUGUUUAAAUAUUAUAUAAUUAAUGUUACUGUUUAGACGACAAACUACGUGAAAAUGGAGUCCGCUGAAACACUAGGCUAUAUGAAAAAUUGUGAAAAAUAUUUAAUUUGACGGAGGCAUCUCGGGAAUCGAUUGAAUGAUGUUUAAAUGGUCAGUCUGUGUCUUGUUCUUUAUUUUAAACUACUAGUUUAAAGACUGUACAUUAAAUUGUAGGUUUUCAGAAUAUAAUCUUUUUCCCGUUAGCCCAUGUACUAUAGUGAAUAACUGCCAUGAUAAAAUAGCGCGUCUGAUAAUGGUACCACAAAUCGGUUUGACGCCUACAUGCUAUACCUGUACUUUAAGAUCAAGGCUUGUCAAGGUGCACCCUUAGACUUGUGUCACUGGCAUAUGUGACUUGGAUUUGUAUUACGUGCGGUUUUACUGAAUCAUUAUAUAAUCAAAUUAGGAUGUCUGACCGUUCUUUUUAGGGCAAAAAUGCUUGUAGCAGUAUGUGUAUAACACAUUUAUUUAAAGAAAAUGAAAUAAUAUUAACAAUCAAAAAAGUAAUCAGUCGAGUAAAUCGGGAAAAUUAAAGUAAUCGAGUGGAUUAAUAUAAAAGUUGGAGUUGAUCAACGUGAAAGCCAGCUAAUAACAAGAUACAUGACUAUAUUAUCCAUUUAUAUGAAUAAACAUCACUGGUGUGUAUCACUUUUAUCACGUGCAAAUGAUUUUUACUAAUUCCUUACUGGCAGGAUGUAUGAACGCGUUUGUGUAUUGCGGGUGUGCACGAGGUGGAUUAGCUAGUUGUCUGCUCCUGCCCGCGGCUGCUAAGUCAAAAGUGCAUCCAUUUUAUACAUCGGUAAUUUUACCCACUGCUUCACAAAAUAUUUAAAAAGUAAGAUGUAUUCAUAAAAAUAUUCAGUUUUGUUUUUCUAAAACUGCUUGGACCUUAGAGAAGCAUUAUUUUAACUAAUCGUGAGAUGUUAUACUAUAAUAAUGUCUCAUUUGUAAAUAAAACAAUUUAGUCUUCUUAUUGUUUUACUUGCCUAUUUAUGUCUAUUUUUUUCGAAUUGUGACACUGAUUGCUAAAUGAGGUUGUAUGAUUAGGUUAAUAGUCAUGGAGAGGAUACUUGGCCUCAUUGGGAUGUCCAGACUAAAGUGACGAGCCUCCGUGUUCUUACUUUGAAACUUAACCGGUCCUUCUUUUUUUCUGAUGCAGCGUCUGGAAGUCAAAGAGCGGCCAGAUUUGGCACUGCAUGCGCGGCAGAUUUCAAAGCAUUUUCUGUAGUUUUUUUUUUUUUUUUUGAAACGGAGUCUUGCAGCGAACGCAUGCGUGUCCCUUUUAAAACAAACCCUAGCCUCCAUCAAUCAUACAGGACUCCAGCCAAUCCCAAAGCGUUCUAUUUUAAAAGCGGUUCUGCCUGCUGUGCUUUUAUAUUGCACCACGGCCUGUUUCGGCCAGUUUUACUACUAUGCUUACUUCCACAAAUCACAAGAGCAAAGUGAACGGCAUGAGGCACAUACCAACUUUUAACUUACUAUGUCUUGUUCAGCUUGCGAAUUUCACACGCAGAUAAUAUAUAGCAGGGAUAAAGGGAUGGGAACUACUAGGUAAAUUCUUAACAUAAGAUGGUUGUUUUUUCCAAUUUCACAGCCAAACUAACAACAAAACAUGUCAUGCCUGUCGAGGUUUAGUGGCUGCCCUCUCUCUCACUUGUACCCUGGGGAGAGCAAUACUGAAGCCAGCGUGAUGCUGCCACCUUUGGCAGCGGAGCACACAGGACACCCCACUGGCACUUCCUUAAAACUCUGCCCCGCACAAAAUUUACGAGACGAUCCUGAGGCAAGAUACAGUGUGUAUCUUGACUAUUUGGGUCCUCGAUCUUCACACUCUGGAUACGCCAGUCGCCGUCUACAACGCAGCUCUAAGGGUAUUAUCGGUGGACCAGAUCUUUCUGGAACAACCAUGUCACCAGUCACUGACCAACUUGCACCAAGAGCUACCCAACAUGGUACCAGUGGAAGGUACCGUGACCUUCCCAGCUCUAGAGAAGGCAGGAGCCAUGCAUUUUUCACAGCGUACCAAGAACAGGCCCACGGCUCCUCUGACUCAGCUCGGAAGCUCGGCGGUCAAAUAAUGGUGGCUCUACCUGGGGACAUUCUCUCAAGAACGCAGCCGUACAGCCAAGCCCUGGGCAGCUCAGGGGGUCACGGUCAGCAGUUUGUCACCCAGUUCCUGAGUCUCUACAAGCCUCUCAAUAUGGCCAUCCAUGGAGGAAGUGACUCUCUUCUAAGGUACUCCAGGCAGAACCCAAAGCGUGACUUGGUCUGCAGGUGGAGUGGCGGCCAACAGGGGGCUGGGAAGAGCCCCUGCAUGAGGACCUUCGCCAGUAUGUAUGAACUGGUGACACACGUAACUGUGGAGCACGUUGGAGGACAUGACCAGUCUGAGUACAUUUGCCACUGGGAGAGCUGCUGUAGGUCAGGAAAGCCAUUCAAGGCCAAGUACAAACUGGUGAAUCACGUCAGAGUCCACACUGGAGAGAAGCCUUUCCCGUGUCCCUUUCAUGGCUGCGAGAAAGUGUUUGCCAGGUCAGAAAACCUCAAGAUCCACAAGAGAACACACACAGGUGAAAAACCCUUUAAAUGUGGGUUUGAUGGCUGCAGUCGGAGAUUUGCUAACAGCAGUGACCGGAAGAAGCAUUCCCACGUGCACUCCAGUGAUAAACCCUAUAUGUGUAAAGUCAGAGGGUGUGAGAAGCGUUACACCCAUCCAAGUUCACUCCGCAAGCACAUGAAGCUUCAUUUCAAGGGUUACAUGGCCAAAAGUGAUGAGGGGAGUGGGGAAGACGGGGAGCACCUUCACAAGGUCAGGCUGCCCCACGAAACGGCUCGUCGAGGCGUUUCCUCUUCUGAAGUUGCUCCGUCCAAUUCACGGUCCUUGCGAGGUUCGCUAUCACCCGAAACAAGAAAUGGGCCAAGUUUCUAUACACUCGACCGAAGCCUGGGAUAUUCUGCAGAAAGGUCACAGCCCCUGUUGGACCCAGUGCUGCUACAGAGAGGCGAUUAUAGGACUGAUUCGGGUCAAUAUAGCACCAGCCAUCAGUCCCACAUCGGUGCCCAGAGUAACAGGACUUUUCAUGGGCCCGCUUUCCAAAAAAGUAUCGCAAACGGAUGGUACACUUGUCAUAAUGGGCCAGCGGCCCUCUCAAAGCAGUGUAAUGAUGAUGUGUAGAUCAUCAGAAUAAUACUCUAAGUGAUUUGUUUGAAGCAGUGUUUCGAAAUAUACGAAAGUGUAGUAGCCUAUGUACAGCUUGACAGAGUAAUAAAAUGGGCGCUUUGCUUUUUAACGAUGCUCUUAUUUAAUCUUUGCGUUUUAAUGUGACUUAAUGUCGUGCAAUCGGGGACUGACAAGCUUUAAAUUAUGUAUAUUACUCUGUUUUUGACUGUGUUAGUAAGGCGUUUGUGAAGGUUCAUGACCAUCUUUUAACCCCGUUCCCCUCAUAUGCAAAAAUAUAACACCUUCAUUUCUCUUUGGCUUUUAGAUUUUCUGAACUCGUUUGUAAUACUUGUUAAUGCCUUUAACAUUUAGCUUUUAUAGGCUACUUGAAUUAUAAAUUACUAUAAUAGGCUAUUUUUUUCCUGCAAGAGUUGGAAUGUUUGUUGAAGACAUACCGCAGUCGCGUGUAAUUGUGUAACCGAAGAGUCUUUAAUCAAGGUUUAAUAUGGACCCAUAUUAAUUGGCCCAAUAUUAAGGCGGCUUGAUAUUGAAACAACGGAUCACUUUAACAUUUAAAACGAGGUUGUCUUCAUUUUUUUUAUGAGUGGCCUCAUAAAAACCUGCGGAGUCCUAUAUAAAAUGUAACUUGUGAAGAGUGAAAUCCAGAUAUCAUAAUGUGUAUAAUUUAAUUCAGGAUACUGAAAUCCAUAAUAAAAUGAGCUGUUUGAAGCGUU
Messenger RNA from Paramormyrops kingsleyae, 4612 nucleotides. The record is from RefSeq and is a predicted model, not a curated record. Lineage: Eukaryota; Metazoa; Chordata; Actinopteri; Osteoglossiformes; Mormyridae.